GACCUUCAUUUUGAGCGUUCGUUUUAGUUCCGUUCAACGAGUGAGAAGAUUUAUCUUUGCAAAGCGUUCCUGUGAAACUCAUCCAAAAUGGCCGAAGACGGAGAUGCCGAAAACGAAUUGUUGGACUACGAAGAAGAAGAGAACGAAGCACCCGCUGAGGGAGCCCAAGCCGUUAAAGACCAGGCAAAGAAAGACGUCAAAGGAACCUAUGUGAGCAUACACAGUUCUGGUUUCCGCGAUUUCCUUCUCAAACCCGAACUUCUGAGAGCCAUUGUCGACUGUGGUUUUGAACAUCCUUCAGAAGUUCAACAUGAAUGCAUCCCACAAGCCAUCCUUGGUAUGGAUAUAAUUUGUCAAGCAAAGAGUGGUAUGGGCAAAACAGCCGUGUUUGUCCUUGCUACCCUUCAACAGCUUGAGCCAGUUGAUGGCCAAGUCAGUGUGUUGGUAAUGUGCCACACGCGAGAGUUGGCUUUCCAGAUUCAUAAGGAAUAUGAAAGGUUUUGUAAGUACAUGAGUAAUAUCAAGAUUGCAGUUUUCUUUGGAGGAAUUAACAUCAAGAAGGAUCAGCAGGUUCUGAAGACCAACUGCCCCCACAUUGUUGUCGGCACACCUGGAAGAAUAUUGGCACUGACGAGAGAAAAGUCCCUUAAUCUGAAACAUACGAAGCACUUCAUUCUUGAUGAAUGUGACAAAAUGCUUGAACAGCUCGACAUGAGAAGAGAUGUUCAAGAAGUAUUUCGCAUGACACCACAUGAAAAGCAAGUCAUGAUGUUCAGUGCCACCCUUCCAAAAGAUAUACGACCUGUCUGCAAGAAGUUCAUGCAAGAUCCAAUGGAAGUAUAUGUAGAUGAUGAGACAAAAUUAACCCUCCAUGGGUUACAACAGUACUACCUAAAACUACAGGAUAGGGAAAAGAACAGAAAACUCUUGGAUGCUCUUGAUGCUUUAGAAUUUAACCAGGUGAUUAUUUUUGUGAAGACCGUACAAAGAUGUGUUGCUCUUGCUAAGCUCUUGGUAAACCAGAACUUCCCAGCUAUUGCUAUCCACAGAGGAAUGGCCCAAGAAGAACGGUUAUCAAAGUACCAGCAGUUCAAGAACUUUCAAAAGAGAAUACUAGUGUCCACUGAUUUAUUUGGAAGAGGAAUGGAUAUAGAGAGAGUCAACAUAGUAUUCAAUUAUGAUAUGCCAGAAGACUCUGAUACCUACUUACACAGGGUUGCCCGUGCUGGUCGAUUUGGUACCAAAGGUCUGGCCAUUACCUUUGUAUCAGAUGAAAAGGAUGCUAAAGUGUUGAAUGAAGUACAGGAUAGAUUUGAGGUCAAUGUAGGGGAACUACCAGAAGAAAUUGAUAUUACAUCAUACAUUGAACAAGCACGCUAAGAUGAAUGAAUGCACUUCGCGAAAGACCAGAUACCAAAACUGUCAAUACUUUUGUACAAAUUUGUCAUCGUAUUCUUCAACCAAGGCUGAAAUCUAGAUUAGAUUAUGCACUCGUCAUAAGUAGCAGUUAGACUGCUACAGAACCAUUUCAUUUUUAAAGAACUUUUUAUAAUACUUGUAUUUCCAGCAAACUAUGUUUCCUGUUACAUACAGAAGUCUGUUCUCUGGGCUGAAAUAGUUGAUGUUUAGUAAGAUUUUUUGCUAUUUUAAGUUUUAGUCAUAUUAACUUGUAAUAAAGUCGGUUUUACCUAAA
This is a messenger RNA of Actinia tenebrosa (Australian red waratah sea anemone), 1693 nucleotides long. Its product is annotated as spliceosome RNA helicase Ddx39b. The record is from RefSeq and is a predicted model, not a curated record. NCBI's taxonomy places the organism in Eukaryota, Metazoa, Cnidaria, Anthozoa, Actiniaria, Actiniidae. Gene Ontology annotation, molecular function: RNA helicase activity; nucleic acid binding; ATP binding.